Tribolium castaneum (red flour beetle) is the source of this 1855-nucleotide messenger RNA. RefSeq names its product Suppressor of fused (gene Su(fu)). Gene Ontology annotation, molecular function: transcription factor binding. The coding region runs from base 247 to 1578 and encodes 443 amino acids. Lineage: Eukaryota; Metazoa; Arthropoda; Insecta; Coleoptera; Tenebrionidae. The record is from RefSeq and is a predicted model, not a curated record. Gene Ontology annotation, cellular component: cytoplasm; nucleus. The transcript has 5 exons.
UUUCGAACGGGCUCUAGGGAAAUUUCUGUUUGGUGAGUUACCGAGCCAGGUUACUCUUGUUUUGUUUGGCGGGUUGCCUAAAAGUUGUUCCUGCAUUCUUGAAAUAUUUUCUUUUAUUGGUCUGGACGGAAGUGUAAAAUGUUCUAAAGUGGUAACAAACGGCUAAAUAUAAUACUUUCUGCCGAUUUCUAGUAAGUAGAGGUGUUGGUUUGUAAAGUUUUAAAGUUGGGGGGGCCCAAUAGAACAAUGAAUGAAGCUGCUGCUCUGCCCCAUGGACCCCCAAUGAACAUUCUGCCACCGACACCAGCAGGUUUGGAGUCUUUGUACACGCUAUGUAGGAAAAUUUACCCCGAUCAAGCCAACCCCCUUCAAGUCACGGCCCUCAUCAAGUACUGGCUGGGAGGGCCCGAUCCUUUAGAUUACAUAUCAAUGUAUGCAAAUCCAGGCAUUCCACAAGAAAACAUUCCUCCACAUUGGCACUACAUAAGUUUUGGUCUCUCAGACCUUCACGGUGACGGGCGAGUGCACGACGUGUCAGGAGCUAAUGGUGUUUCAGGUUUUGGUUUUGAGCUAACAUUUAGGCUAAAACGGGAGCCUGAAGAGACGGCACCGCCCACCUGGCCCGCAACUUUAAUGCAAUCUUUAGCGAAAUACGUUUUUCAGUCAGGCAACACUCUUUGUGCUGGUGACCACGUUUCCUGGCACUGCGCGUUAGAUAGCAGCGAGUCACGAAUACAGCACAUGUUGAUGACCACAGACGUGCAUUUGAAGUCAAUACAGACGCCUUUUGGUUCUGUCGAUUUCGUCCAAAUUGUUGGUAUUUGCGCCGAGGAGCUGAAAGCAGCCCAGCAGUGGAACGGGGCCGGGGUGCUUGAUAUGAUAACUAGAAUACCGUCUGCUGGGGGGCCUUGGUUUAUCACGGAUAUGAGGCGAGGGGAGAGCAUUUUUGAGCUUGAUUUAAACGCGCACGAGGAAGUCGAGCGAGGGUUUGAGUUAGAGGGCUCCAAUUUGAGCGGAGUCAGCGCUAGGUGUUCAUGGGUUGAGCAAGACCCUGCUCGUAUUGACAUAAUGCAUUUGAAAGAAAAGUCCGAUUGUGACAAUUUCCAAGCUCAAGAGGACGUAACUCUGUUAAAUUCACCUCAAAAACCGCUACAGAGUGGCAACUUUGAACAAAACCGCUCCAGUAGCACCAAUUUCAAAAUGGACGAGUCAACUGAGUUGUUGCACAUAAAGAAAUUAGAGGGCGUCCAUUUGGUUUUUAAUUUGGAGGCUGGGAGUUUACUCCCUUUGGCCAUCAGGGGGCGCGUACGACAUGGUAGACAUUUCACAUUUAAGUCAGUUUUGGGUGAAACUGCCAUAACACUAGUGGCAGGUACGGUUACAGGGACGUUGGUGAACUCAGAACACCCUUAUGUAGCUCAGGGUUCAUGGCUACAAAUACUUAUUACCGACGAUUUAGCUCAGGAUAUGGCGGUUACUUUUCAAGUUCUGGCCACUCCAGAGGCGCUUUCUUUACCAAAAACAUUCUCAUGGCCCGACAAAAAGUUAUCUGUGACUAUUGUAGCGGACAAGUUAUAGUAUUUACAGUUAUCUCAUUAAUCAUAAUAAGACUAAAAUAGGUUUAAUUUAGCCUUAGUCUCACGAAAUAAUCAAAAGCAAUAUGUAGGCAUAUUUCUUAUCUUAGGUUUACUCAAUUAAUUUAUUACAUUAUUUAUUAUUACCUAACUUAAAUAGAACAACCCCCCAUAUGCUAUACAUAUCGGAUUUAAAGUACAAAAAGUAACCCAUAUUAUGUACCAUAGACCUGUAAACUGUCCCACUUGAUUCUAAACGAAUAAAGAUGCUUUCUUUUGAA